AUGACGGACCAAGGAGAGCACGAGAGCAGUUCAACUAAAGUUCCUCUAGCAGCCUCUGCCAAGUGCGAUGGCAAGCAGGGCAGAACAAACCACGUGCACCGCGACCGCAACACAAACGAGCAUGACAUGCCGAAGAACAACAUGGACCAGCAGGUCAGAAUUGGGGAGACAGCCAUUGCCACAAUUGUCGAUGAAAGUGAGAGAUUAAAAAUUGACACUAAGCACCUUCGGGAGCUUAGCUUUCGAGUUGGAUCGGUCUACCAGUUCAUCGGCGAGCUGCUUAUUCAACCGGACAAUGAGCAGUUUGUGGGCAAAGACUUGGCGAGGUUCUUCAAAAAAUAUGGCAUCAAGCAGCAUAUGUCCACGCCCCAAUAUCCGCAAGGUAAUGGGCAGGCCGAGGCGUCCAAUAAGACCAUCCUAGACUGCCUCAAGAAGUCAUUCUCAAACAAGAAGGGUAAGUGGCCAGAGGAGUUCCCUAGUGUUCUAUGGGUAUAUCGCACCACCAAGAGACGAGCAACUGGUGAAACUCUAUUCUCCCUGGUGUAUGGCUCUGAGGCGAUCAUUCCUCCUAACGUUAUGGUGCCAAACAUCAUCACUGUACUGCCAAAUUUCAAGAAGAACAAGAAUGAGAUGGUCAUAAAUAUAGAUUUGGUAGAGGAAUAUCGCGAAAAGGUCAUCAUGAACGUAGCUUGGCUCUAA
Messenger RNA from Malus domestica (apple), 699 nucleotides. Lineage: Eukaryota; Viridiplantae; Streptophyta; Magnoliopsida; Rosales; Rosaceae. The record is from RefSeq and is a predicted model, not a curated record.